AUGGUGAGCAGACAUUAUGGAACACCUCAGGGAUAGCGGAUCUAUAUCGAAGGCAUACUCAGCCAUAAAUGAAGUGAGAACUAACUGUGCGUUUUUCUCAGUCCUCUUCAUUCUUAUAUGUCCCAGAGUGCUGAUGGACGUUUACCGAUAAGAUUUACAACAAUCGAGGGAAACUAUUCGGCAUCCGUCGUGUGCAGGCCAUAACCAAAUUUCCGAGGACUCCCUCUCCAUCGACGAAUGUUCACUGAGCACCAGAACUGAACUGAACGUUUGUUGUUACAUGGAACUUUUCGUUCCCGAUGUGCCUGCUUCAGGACAACUAUAAAAACGAAAAAUACGAUUGCAUGUGUCAACCAGCGUCUACGCUCAAUUAAUUCCAAAGACAACUGCAUCGCCAUCGUGGGCUAAUACUCCCAUCUUGCAAGUACCACGCUAAAAAAAACACCAAAAUCGAUAACACGACUGUGCCCGGACCUCCCAAGCCAGGCAAAAUUCGACAGGCUUCUGUCCUCCGUAUGGAAUCACAGAGGCAUUUUCCUUAAAAUCGAAUUCCAGAUGAACAUGGGUCUCGCCCUGCCCGAUUGCCGUAGUAUCUCUAUUUAAAAAUUGAUUUAAUGGUAGGGGGCGCUCACCGAUCGUUCUUACGAAACUCACUCGUACCAUGAGUGAGUUCCGUAAAAUUGAUUUAAAUAUUCCACUUCGUAUCUGAUGGUCUCGAGGGUUUACCGUACUUAAGCGGACACUGUCACAACUAUUCCGAUAUUACUUGAAGCGUAAACUGUUGCCGAUUGCGGUUUGAAACAGAGCUAUGCUUUUUUUUGUCUUUCGCAGAGCUCAGACGAACGAAACUAUCACGGCUUCUAUCAGUUGCUGGCCGCCGUCAGUGACACGCAAUGCCGCCGAUCCUUCUCCUUCCUAGACCAACUGGACCUCUUCGUGGCCAAUGACAACUCGGACAUCGUCAGUCGAUACAAUUUUGUGAAUCAGGGUGGCUGUGGUCAGGUUGAUGGCAUCGAUGACGUGGAGGAAUUCAAGGAGACUGUCAGGUCUAUGGAGAGUUUGGGUGAGUCAUCCCUUAAAUAAACUGAAAUUCCUACCGUUCAGUUGGACUUUGACCUCAUUCAAAACAGUCGAACGCUGUUCAUUUUAUGAAAGGAAAAUAGUCAGGUUUAUAUAUUAAAGGCAGGCUCGACCGGUGGGUUAGUGAAGAAAAAAAUAAGUUACCUUAGAAAGGCCUGUCAAAAGAAGCCCUAACAGAAACAGGGAGAAAUCAGUAACUGCGGAAAUUUCUCUACUUCUAAACCAACAGGUCGCGAGUUCGAAGCUCGGGUGUUCCACACUUCGGGCUUGGGUAUGGCUGGCUUACGACGACUAAUAAGCCAGAAAUGGCCAUUCCAGUCUCCCUUUUCUUUGCCGGUAAUACCAUCCUGCCUAUGUAUCAUGCGCCGCUGUGCGGCUGCUGGUUGGGCUUGAGAGAAAGCCCUUAAGGCACAACGAAACGAGUGAGUUCCGUAUGAACGAUCGGUGAGCGCCCCCUAGCAUUGUAUAUUCCCGAACGAAAAUCGACAGGGCAACGGGCUCGUGGCCCGGUGGGUAGAGGCGUGGACUUCUAAACCAACAGGUCGCGAGUUCGAGGCUCGGGUGUAUCACACUUCGGGCUUGGGUAUGGCUGGCUGACGACGGCUAAUAAGGCAGAAAUGGCCAUUCCAGUCUCCCUUGUCUUUGUCGGUAAUACUAUUUUGCCUAAAUAUCAAUUUUAUAUUGCGGUCUAACCAUAUCCUCUUAUGUCUUCUACCGCUAACUGGCCAGCAAGUAAGUGAGAGCUGAUUACCUAAACUGGUUUUAUUUGCUUUCAGGCUUUAAAAACGAGGAGAUUGAAGUUGUGUUCACAAUCUUAGCAGCAAUACUUCACUUUGGCAAUGUGAACUAUGAACAGACCUCAAACGAAGAGGCCUUCAUAGCGGUACGUUAAAUUUGCUCCCCGCCCUCCCUGUCUGGAAUCCUACGUUUUGAAAAUAAGUAAUUUUUAUCAUAUUCGGCAAGUUUUCAUGCCUCUGCAUCUCAGCACAGCAAGGUCCCGUAUAAUUAUUUGUCAUACUAACAAACAGUCAUUAGCUAGAAGCCGAGACACAACUGUUUAGCCGAUCUUGUGUCGCUACCUAAAGCAUCUGCGAGGAGUUCUCCUCGUCAGUGGGCCCCCCAGUUCUCCCGUGUGUUUUCUGGUAUAUGAACUCCAGUUUAAACUUGCCUUGUUUAAUUUCCGAGGGAAUUAAUACGCGAAUGUGGAGUAAAUCUUUCCGAACAGACCUUUUCGGGCACGGUGCAAAAGUUUAUAUAAAUAUUUACGCUGAAAUUCAUCAGCUACUUCGGAAUAACUGCGUAAUAUUUACAAACCGUCAACCGGCAGCCAAUAGAAUAGAAUUGUGAAAUUACCUGCCGUACUAACAACACAAGCAUUACCUAAAAGCUGGGAGACCCACUGAUGAGCCGAACCCCUCGCAGCUACGCCAGAUAGCGGCACAAGAUCGGCAAAACACGCAUGUUGGGGCUUUUUGCUAAUACGUAUGUUGUUAGUACGGUAAAUACUUACACAAUUUUAUACUACUGGCUUCCUGUUAAUGGGUUGUAAAAUAUUAAGCGGUUAUUCCGCAGUAGUUGAUGGAUUUCAGCUUAAAUCUUCAUAUCAAAUUUCGGACCGUGCUUGAAAAGGUCUGUUCGAAUGGUUUACUCCACGUUUGUGCAUCAAUUUCCUCCGAAAUUAAACAAGACAGCAAGUUCCUGUCAGGAGACCCGAUUUAUCGUUAUUCUUCGUUAUUCUCACUUGCCACUGUUUUUUUUCGCUUUACCAAAGGAAGACGACGCACAUUUCCAGAGUACUCUGCGACUACUGAAGUGCCCGCCAGCCGAUUCCAGAUCAGCCCUGUGUCAUCGCGUGAUUAAGACGGUGGAUGGCGAUUUGUCCAAACCCCUGACGCCGGAUGAGGCGCGGGCAGCCAGGGACGCAUUGGCAAAACACCUCUACCAGUGCAUGUUCAAGUGGAUUGUGAAACGGUGCAAUCGCUCGCUGGCAUUUCAGGAUGGGAAACCUGCGACAAAGGGUAAAAGGGGUGCACUGGGACGCAAGGUGAGUGAUGCUACUGACAUUUAGGUAGUAGAUGGGGUUUUCUGACCCAAGUAUCCCGUGUGAAUAAGGACGAACCUGUUUGGUAUUUAAAUACAAUAAUUUUAUUUUAGGCACCAAACGACAUUGAAAGUGGGCGAGAUAACUUUAUCGGCGUCCUUGAUAUCUACGGUUUUGAGACCUUCGAGGUCAACAGUUUCGAGCAGUUCUGCAUUAAUUAUGCUAAUGAGAAAUUGCAACAGAGGUUUGUGUUUGUAAGUUUUCCUAUCGUGACCUGCCUCUUACCAAUAAUUUCACAGAGUACACAUCUUUCAUUAGCAGCCCCUUUUCACUGAUCUCCAUCUGGCUUAUAUUUGCCCAGAAGGUACCGUCUUAGAAGUAGGCAAAACCAUCUGAUGUACUUGUGUCUACUAUCCACAAAUGAAGUGAUCCGAUAUUUAAGAAUCAGCAUUCAGAGAGUUCCUCCACAUACUGAUGAAAGCCUUAAACAUGACAGUAGAGGCCUGCCGUGCAGUUUUAGUUCUCAUUAAAACUUCCAGUUUAAAGUCUUUAGAGGAGAAAACCUGAUUCGUUGCCAUCAGACCCUUGCGACUACUACUCUUAACAUCCAUCGAGUCUAGAAUCCCUCAGGGCAGAACGAAUCACUGCCUAACCCUCGGGAAGGACCCAAGAGUCGUCGGGCUUGAUUUCUGUUUGUCGCCUUCUCCUGGAUAUACUGGAACCUGACUCAAAAGUAUCCCAACUGUCUACAAACUCACAAGUGUUGUGCUGCUCAUGAUAUGAAGCUAAAAUUACACAAUUCGGACUUAUGUCUAUAGAUACUCCUGGGAAAUAAGGAUCGUUUAAGAGCCUGAAGUACUGCGUUGGGCUUGAGUGUGUGGCGUCUGGCCAAUUAUUUUAGUUCAUAUUUUCUCAUUAAAAAAUCGCUGUAUUCUUCACACAUUACUGUCGGUAUUGUGAUUCUCAGACGAAUGCACCCGAUGAAACCGUGAAUUCUGACCUAAUUUGGCAUGAAUGAACAAAAGCGCCGUUUCUGUGCCUUUGUGGUAAACUGCUUAGAUAUUUUUUAAAUUUAUCAAUCGCUAAUAACAGCUGCCAAGUGGUUUUGGACACUUAGGGCAGCAACUUCUGUCUGGCAGUUCUGUCCAGUAUGUUAAAUUACUGCGGGACAGAUAGGUAGUAAGAGUCAAAUACAAAAAAUAUUUUUGAUCUUAAUAAGUGUGUCUCGGUGGUAUAUGGAGUUGGGCUUUACGGUUACAAUUAGGGUUGCGGAUGAGUUAGGCUUGGCGCUACAUAUUUACAUGAGUGUGAGAUUAACCAACUAAAUUACUGUGGGCCAUAUACAGCACGUGACCUAUCUCAUUAAAUCUGAUAACGGCAACUGAUGAGAGAAUUUUCUCCCUAAACACAAAAUGGCAUGUUUACGAUCACGCCUGUCAGUUUUAUUUUAAUUUAUUUGGCACCGACCGGUCCCAUGGCGUGUCACCUUAUGAAAACUUUUUCCUACGACGUCCCCAUCAGUGAAAUCAAGCAAAAUCCAGUUUCUCUUGUUGAACACCAUUUCAUUUAACUCGAAAGAGUCUAGGAUAACGCUAAACCUUAAAAACUGCUUUGGUAUCUUCACUCAGAAUGGAGGCAAUUAACAAACCGUCAUAUAUGAAAUAACACUACUUAUUAAACGAUAUUUAGAUGUAAACUUCAUUGAAACACUACUAUUAGACGUUAUUUUAUUUUUACUUCCAUACUUACUGCGUUUUUGGUAUGAGAAUACAUUCUAUACAUCUAAAAACGGAGUUUACUAAAUUAGAGCCAUUUCUGAAGUUUUCGGAAUAUUGCGCUUUUCAAAAUAAAUCGGCAUUUCUAAACAACGCAACACUGCCUUUAAUAUUUCUUUUAUGUUUUUAAUUCUGUUAAACUUUUACUUAAUUAACAUAGACGUUGGACUCUUAAGAUGGUGUCGGUUUGCGAAUGAUUGGCAAUCAUUCGUAAAUUUCGACACAUUUCACGGGUUAGGUCACUAACUGUAAGUAGUAUUGAUCGCAGGUGCCCUCACAACGACUCACGCGGGAAACGCACUGGACAACCGCGGAGGCGAGAUUAAGUCUGAGUUAAUUUAACAGGAAUGAACGAAAGCGCCGUUUCUGUGCCUUUGUCGUAAACAGCCUAGAGAUUAUUUAAAUUUAUUAACUGCUAAUAACGCACACGUUAAUCGAGCUGCGCACUCAUAGCAGAUGACACGCCUGUGCGCAGGUGCACGGCGCAGCAUCCACUUGCUCCCAGUUUCCACAUCUGAUGGCUGACUGUCGCGGACAGUGAGCUGCUGCCUAGGACAGAGUGGGGUCGACUCUGCGGACUUCGUCUCCAUGGCAUCUCAGAGCAUUUGCUCACUACAAACAAUCCAACGCGCCUUUAAACUAUCACGGGAUGCCAAAAGCCGUGGCCUAGAAAGGCUAACAACUGACGGGAUAACUCGGUCUUCUCAGGACAUGCGUGCGUGGCAUGCCUAGAUUGACUGUUUAGCUUUGUCAGUCAUUGUACCUAGUCCCGCCUCCGGUCGUUUUGAUUCUAUCUGUGCACCAGGAUCAAGUGGGUGGGGGAGGAGAGAGUGCGGUAGAUGCUGCACCGAUCUACUAUCAUUACAAACGUAUUCACGCGCAGGUCACUGUCCCUCUGCCUGCCAUGUUCUGGGGCACACGGUGUUGAUCGAACCACUUGCAAACAAUACUUUUCUGGUCCUUUUAAAUAGGCCCACAGCACUGACAUGAAAACGAACAAACCGUAAGCAGGCGAUAAUAGUGCAGGGGAGUACAUUGCGUGACCGAUCUCAUGAAAUGUUGGCCAAAAUUCUCAAAUGCGUUUCCUACUAAGAAGGAUUACUUAAAUGGGGUUGUUGUAAUGAUUAUCAUGCAGCAUAACCCUAUAACAUUUCGGACUUGCCAGGAUGUUGGCUUUUAAAUGCACUUCUUUUUGACCUCCUGCAGAAACUACACUCGGUAAAAAAUGCCUACUUAUAUAGCAUGCAUUUUCCUAUUGAUUUUCGACAGUCUUAUAAAUUCAAAUAUAUUUUACAGGAAACAUGCACAAAAAUAUGCUUUCGUUUGUUCAUUUGGUAGGAAAUCACAUUAUCUUCAUUUUUCAUGUCCGAUGAAAGUGUGUAUUUGGGUUUUAAAAAAUAUUUCCGAUUCCCAAAUAAUUUUCAGCCUGAUCUGGCAUUGUAUCAGCGUUUAGCAAUUUCAGUCUACAAGGUGCAUGCUUUCCGCGUAAGGAAAAUCAUAUAUUCCUUCAUGUCUUAAAAAAGAUACCACAUAGAUUUGAUGAAAUUUUGCAAUAGAUCCGGACUGUCUUGUAGAUUUCAUGAGGAGCAUUAGUAAACGGGCAUGUGCGGUCUUGCAUGCAUAGACAUCGCACGGUCUUAAAAGUCUCACAAUUAGAAACUUUGUUAAAACCUAAAUAUACAAUUUCUUCGGGCAAAAAAUAUGAAGACAAUGUGAGUUCCUACCAAAUGAGCAAAAUAAAGCAUAUUUUUUGCAUGUUUUCUAUAAAAUAUAUUUGAAUUUAUAAGACUGUCGAAAAUCAAUAAGAAAAAUGCAUGCUAUAGAAGUAGUCAUUUUUUACCGAGUGUAGUUUCUGCAGGAGGUCAAAAAGAAGUGCAUUUAAAAGCCAACAUCCUGGCAAGUCCGAAAUGUUAUAGGGUUAUGCUGCAUGAUAAUCAUUACAACAACCCCAUUUAAGUAAUCCUUCUUAGUAGGAAACGCAUUUGAGAAUUUUGGCCAACGUCUCAUGAGAUCGGUCACGCACUGUAGGAAGGCUAACAACUGACGGGAUAACUCAGUCUUCUCAGGACUUGCGUGCGUGGCAUGCAUGGAUGGACUGUUUAGCUUUAUUAGUCAUUGCACCUAAUCCCGUUCUGACCCUAUCUUUGCACCAGGAUCAAGUGGGUGGGGGAGGAGAGAGUGCGGUGGAUGUUGCACCGAUCUACUAUCAUUACAAACGUAUUCACGCGCAGAUCACUGUCCGCGUGCCAGCCAUGAUCUGGGCACACGAUGAUGAUCGAACCACUUACCCACAAUACUUUUCUUGUCAGAUAGAAUUUAUGCUUUUCCAUAUUCUUGCACAUUUUAGCAUGUUUUCAAGCUGGAACAGGAGGAGUACUUGCGAGAAGGUCUGGAAUGGGAUUUCGUGGACUUCUACGACAAUCAACCCUGUAUCGAUUUGAUUGAAGGACCAAUGGGUAUACUGUCUCUGCUAAACGAUGAAUGCAAGGUCAGUAACUUGGUCAAGAGGCUCCAACAGAGGGAAAGAUCACAUGACUUCAGAGUUUUUAUCAGUCUUUUUGGGGAUAAUAAGAUGGCGGCUGGUGGAAUUUCGGAAGCAUCAUCGAGUCUAACCGAGUACUCCGAGUUUUAUAGUAGCCCCUAAGAAUAAAAACGCGUCAGUUGUAGUUUUACCACCUUCAAAGUGA
This is a messenger RNA of Spirometra erinaceieuropaei, 7583 nucleotides long. The record is from the annotation of a GenBank genome assembly. Lineage: Eukaryota; Metazoa; Platyhelminthes; Cestoda; Diphyllobothriidea; Diphyllobothriidae.